Cyprinus carpio (common carp) is the source of this 3783-nucleotide messenger RNA. RefSeq names its product sorting nexin-13. The record is from RefSeq and is a predicted model, not a curated record. Gene Ontology annotation, cellular component: early endosome. Gene Ontology annotation, biological process: positive regulation of GTPase activity. NCBI's taxonomy places the organism in Eukaryota, Metazoa, Chordata, Actinopteri, Cypriniformes, Cyprinidae. The transcript has 26 exons. Gene Ontology annotation, molecular function: phosphatidylinositol binding.
AUGAGGAGCAUUUGGCCUGGCGUCAACCGGUCUUUAUCCUGUUGUGGGACUGUCAUGAAGAACAUACAGUACAUGCUACUUAUUUCUGCCUUGGACUGAUAAAAUCAAGUCUUAUGAUGAAUAAGCUCACUUGGAUUUUGAAAUGGACUGGAAAUAUGCAGUGUGACCCGACCGAGGCUUUGCGCAACUGGAAACAGGCCAGUCUGUCCAUCUGGGGAUGGGGGGGUCUUGGAGUCGUCCUCUUCCUCAUCACAUUUGGACCCUUUGCCAUCUUUUAUCUGGCCUUCUACAUCCUCUGUUUCAUUGGCGGGGGAUUCGUAGUGCUGCUUUUAUUUGGAAAGAUAAACUCAGAGAAACACCUGGAAAGGUGUGAACACUCAUACCUGCCUUCAACACAGACGGCCAUACUGAAGGUUUUGGAGGAGAUGAAAUCAGAGUCCAAACCCAUAAAGAUCGAUCGCCGUCUGACAGGAUGAUGUAUUAUAGUUGAUGAGACUGUGGAGGGUGGUGUCAUCCAGUUCGCCUUGAGGGACUAUAUCCAGUAUUGGUAUUACACUCUGAGUGAUGAUGAAACGUUCCUCUUGGAGAUCCGUCAGACAGUCCAGAACGCACUCGUUGAGUUCUCCACCAGGUCUAAAGAGGUGGACUGGCAGCCGUAUUUCACCACCAGACUGGUGGAUGACUUUGCGACUCAUCUGCGUGUUUUCAGGAAAGCUCAGGAGAGGCUGAACGAGAGAGAAGAUCCAAAACAACGUGACGCUCCGGAUGAGUUGCUGGACUCGUUUUUUGAGGCGGAGGUGGAAAUGGAAAGGAAGAUUUGUAGAGAUGUCGUGUGUACGUCACGCAAGGAUGAAGAAGGUUACCUGCGGGAUCUCUGUGAAGUGCUGCUGUACCUGUUACUACCUCCUGGAGAUUUCCACAGCAAGAAUAUGAGAUACUUCCUCAGGGAAGUUUUGGCCAGAGGAGUUCUGCUGCCCUUAAUUAACCAGCUGAGUGACCCUGAUUACAUCAACCAGUUCAUCAUCUGGAUGAUUCGUGACUCCAGCUGUAACUACGAGGCCUUCUUGAACAUCUUAAAGCUGACAGACAAAGCGGCCGAGCUGGAGGCCGUCAAAGACAAAGUCCUGGAGGAGCUUCAGUACCUCCGAUCUCUGGACACGGGAGGAGACGAUAUCAACUUCAUAAAGAAUCAAAUCAAUAGUUUGCUCUUUGUGAAGAAAGUCUGUGAAACACGGAUACAACGGCUGCAAUCAGGGAAGGAAGUUGAUGCAUUGAAACUCGCAGCUAAUUUUGGGAAGCUGUGUGUGAUACCGUUGGAGCAUAUAUUAGUGCACAACAUCGCGCUGCAGUUCUUCAUGGACUACAUGCAGCCCAUGGGCGGUCAGGCGAUCCUGUUCUUCUGGCUGACGGUGGAGGGCUAUCGGGUCACGGCCCAGCAGCAGCUGGAGGUCUUACAGAGCAGCCAGAGAGACGGGAAGAAGCAGAGCAGCCAGACCACCAAAGGUCUGCUGAGAGCCGCCGCGCUCGGCGUCUACGACCAGUACCUGUCCGAAAAGGCCUCUCCUAGGGUGGAGGUGGACGAAGCGUCUGUGACCAGACUGGCUCAGAAACUCAACAAAGAGGAUCCCACACCUGAGAUAUUUGAUGAAAUACAGAAAAAGGUGUAUGAUAUGAUGUUGCGGGAUGAGAGGUUUUACCCGUCGUUUAAGCAGCACCCGCUGUACGUGCGGAUGCUGGCCGAGCUGGACAUGCUGAAAGAGCCCAGUUACAUGGGGUCAGACCACGGGGACGGAGAGUCGUUCAACGGGUCUCCAACAGGAAGCAUUAAUUUAUCAUUAGAUGAUCUCAGCAGCGGGAGCGUGGAUGAGUCUGCUCAGCUUCAUGCCUUUAUCUCUGAUACAGGCGUGUGUAACGAACACGGGAAGACGUACGCUCUCUAUACCCUCACCGUCAUACGCAAGAACUCUGACGGCAGCGAGGACAUCUGGAAGACGUACCGGCGCUACAGCGAUUUCCACGACUUCCACAUGCGCAUCACAGAGCAGUUUGAGAGCCUUGGUCCGAUUCUCAAGCUUCCUGGCAAAAAGACCUUUAACAACAUGGACCGGGAGUUUUUGGAGAAGAGGAAGAAGGACCUGAACGCUUAUUUGCAGCUGCUGUUGAAUCCGGAGAUGGUGAAGGCCUGUCCCAUGCUGAUCCCCUACGUCUAUGACUUCCUGGAGAACAAAGCCUACAGCAAGGGCAAAGGAGACUUCGCACGCAAGAUGGACACGUUUGUGAAUCCUCUCCGGAGCUCCAUGCGGAAUGUGUCCAAUGCCGUGAAGUCACUGCCGGACAGCCUGGCCGAGGGAGUGUCCAAAGUCUCAGCAGACAUGGGCCGCAUGUCCGAGAAACUUGGCCAGGAUAUUAAACAGUCCAUAUUUAAGGUGCCUCCUUUAAUCGCAAAGUCUGACAUCGAUCCCGAACACUGCCGCGUCUCGGCCCAGCUGGACGACAAUGUGGAUGAUAAUAUUCCACUGAGGGUGAUGUUGCUGCUGAUGGACGAGGUGUUUGAUCUGAAGGAGAGAAAUCAGUGGCUGCGCAGAAACAUCAAAAACCUCCUGCAGCAGCUCAUCAAAGCCACGUAUGGAGACACCAUUAACAGGAAAAUUGUGGAUCACGUCGACUACAUGACCUCGCCUGAGCAAGUGUCUGAUUAUGUGAAGAGAUUCAGAGACUCUUACUGGCCAAAUGGGAUCCUCGCCGAGACGCCGCCCCGCAGAGACAAAAGCUUACGCAUGAGGACGCGAGUCGCCGCCAAGACCACACUCCUGGGCAUCAUGCCAGAUGAGUUGAAGCACAUCAUCGGGGCGGAAACCACACGCAAGGGCAUCCUGCGCGUCUUUGACAUGUUCCAGCACCAACCACUGAACCGCCGGCUGGCCUGCGUCUUUCUGGAGGGCUUCCUGGAGACCUUGUUUCCUCAGUACAAGUUCCCCGAGCUGUUCGUGAAGCUCCACUCGCGCUCGCCCCGCGUGCUCAGAUAUUCACAGAAAUUGCGCAGCCUGCAGAAGAGGUGACAGACGGAUGCUUCUCCCGCCGAUGCAGAGGGGGAGGAGGAGCCAGCCGCCGCCCGCCGCAACAGAGUCGCCCCGACGGUGGCGUGCAUCCCGAACCGCUCCUCCCUCUUAGUGCCUCAUGGCUGUUCUCGUUUCAAGCACUGUAUUGACACGGCCGUAGCAGACAGGAUUCAUCUUAUCAUCGUGAAGCGUUUGGUCACGUCUGAAGCACUACGAAAGACUGCAGCGCCCGAGCACCGAGCCAUCGCUCUUUCUGUUUGCCGUGCAUUUCUGAUCUGAUGUUUUGAAUGACACUGUGUAGAUAUAUACGAUUUGUUUGGUUUAUUUUGGGUUUGUUUUGUAUUUGGCAUCGGUCGCCUCAUCGUCAAUAUUGUAGGGUGAAGGAAAUCCGACCGAAGCAACCUAUGCACCUUAACACUCAUUACAAGCAGAACCAUAUGAGGAGGGUCGGCAGCGAUGUUUUAUGAACGUUUUGUGGCACUGAAACUGAAAUAGGCGUAACGUUAUCCUGCCAACCAGUCGGUUGCAUGAAGUGGGUGGGGUUUAAAACAGACCACGCCCCUCAGCCUUUUGCUUACAUGUAAUACUUAAGCUGAUCUAAAAAUGACUUAAAGGAAAAGUUAAUGCAAAAAUUAAAAUUUGCUGAAGAUGUGAUCAUCCUCAGGCCAUCCAAGAUGUAGAGGAGUUUGUUUCUUCAUCAGAUUUGGAGAAAUGUAGCAUUGCA